Colius striatus (speckled mousebird) is the source of this 1618-nucleotide messenger RNA. Its product is annotated as progranulin-like. Bases 76 to 1539 code for a protein of 487 amino acids. Gene Ontology annotation, cellular component: extracellular region. NCBI's taxonomy places the organism in Eukaryota, Metazoa, Chordata, Aves, Coliiformes, Coliidae. The record is from RefSeq and is a predicted model, not a curated record. The transcript has 12 exons.
GGGGGGCUGUCCCGCGGCGCGACCCUGGCGGUGCGGCUGUGACCCCGCGCGAGCUGCAGCGGUGCCCCCGGUGCCAUGAGGAGCCUCGUGCUGCUGUGCCUGGCGCUGGCUGCAGCCCGGCAGCCGUGUCCUGAUGGGCAGCCCUGCCCUGCCCCCCCGGUGGUGCCCGCCAGCAGCGCGGGGCUGUGCCAGGAUGGCUCGCCGUGCCCCGCCACAGCCUCAUGCCCGCUGCCAGGGGACGUGCCCUGUGCCCACGGGCACCGCUGCUGCCCCCGAGGCUCCCGCUGCAGCGCCGACGGCGCCUCCUGUGUCACCUCCCCUGCCCCUCGUGCCAUCCCCUGCCCCGAUGGCCACUCGGAGUGCCCGGACGAUGCCACGUGCUGCGUGACGGAGGGCGGCGCGUGGGGCUGCUGCCCCAUGCCCCAGGCCUCGUGCUGUGCCGACAAGGUGCACUGCUGCCCCCACGGCACCACCUGCGACCUGGCACACGGGCGCUGCGUCUCGCCCGCCGGAGCCCUGCCCAUGGGCACCACCUUCCCCGCCUGGAAGCGCCAGUCCCCGGCCUCAGUGGUGCUGCGCCAGGUGCUGUGUCCCGACGGGCGCUCGGCGUGUCCCGACGGUGCCACGUGCUGCCGCCUGCCCACGCGCCACUUCGGCUGCUGCCCGCUCCAGAACGCCGUGUGCUGCGGGGACGGGCUCCACUGCUGCCCCCAGGGCACAACCUGCGACCUGGAGCGUUCCACCUGCACCUCAGCAAAGCCCCUGGCACUGCUGCCCAAAGGGCGGGACGUGCGCUGUGACGACCAGACGAGCUGCCCCGAUGGGAACACGUGCUGCCGCCUCAGCUCCGGGGCCUGGGGCUGCUGCCCGCUGGAGCAGGCCGUGUGCUGCCCCGACCACGUGCACUGCUGCCCCCAAGGCUUCACGUGCGACCCCGAGGGGGGCAGCUGCCUGCAGGCGGCGGCCGGGGAGCGGCGGCCGUGGCUGCGCAAGAGCCCGGCGCUGAGCAGCACCCGGGCUGGGGGCGUCAGGUGUGACCAGGAGACCAGCUGCCCCGAUGGCAGCACGUGCUGCCGCCUCAGCCUGGGCACCUGGGGCUGCUGCCCGCUCGAGCAGGCCGUGUGCUGCCGGGACCACGAGCACUGCUGUCCCCAGGGCUACACCUGCAACGAGGCUGCCCAGAGCUGCGAGAAGCUGCUGCUGCCCACCCCUGUGCUGCUGCCCACCCCUGUGCUGCUGCUGCCCACCCCUGUGCUGCUGCUGCCCACCCCUGUGCUGCCAGCCCCCCGCCCAGCCGGGGUCCCCAUGGCGCUGCGAGCCCCCGGGGCCGUGCCCUGCGAUGCCACCCGCUCCUGCCACAGCGGCCAGCGCUGCUGCCGUGCCCCGGGGGGGGCCUGGGGGUGCUGCCCCUUCCCGCAGGGCUCCUGCUGCUCCAACGGCCGCCACUGCUGCCCAGGGGGGUCCCGCUGCCUGGCGGGGGGCUGGGGCUGCAGCCCCCAGCGCUGGGACCUGCCCCCUCCCCGCAGGGGCUUGCUCUGAUGGCUCCAGAGUCACCCUCAGCCCCCCAGCCCAGCCCAGCCCUGGGAGACGCCGCUUCAAUAAAAGGUUUCUAGGAUAA